UUAAAACUAAUUUUUAUUAUUCCCUGAUCUGAUACACUGUGGUGUCUGAAAUAAAGCUAGAAUUUCAAGUACCUUGUUUUGUUUGGGAUGUGGCUGGGGUAGAUCCCAUGAGCCCUUCCUACCAAGACCCGGUUGUCCCGUGUUCCCUGACCUUGCAGCAAGCAGACUCCCAGCUGUGCUGGGGCCCAAACUCCUGGGUAGGUCCCAGGAGCAUCAUUGGGUGUGGGCUGCUGUGGCCUCAGCGCUGCUCUGGGGCUGCCAUCCCACAGGACCUGCCUGGAUUGCAGUGAAGCUGCUGUGCUUGCAGGCUCUGACUGUGUCCAGUUUGCUCAUUCUAAUCAUGGGGCCAAAAUCCUUUGCUGUGGGCUUACAUCCUCUUUCAGGGAUUGCUUUCAAACAAGGCUGGGAUGACUGUUCUGUGUGUGGACAAAUCCAUGCAUGGUUCUGUGUGAGCAAGGACAUGCACAGGGUGCUCAUCCCAUUCUGGGCACGGCACCGGGGUCUCAUCCUGUCUCCAUUGCUAUGAGAUGUGGUCAGGGGACUUCAGAGGUGAAGUCUCUCUGUAGUGGGCUAGAGCAAUUCUCCAUGAGGGCCGGCCAGCCUCACAUCUAUAUCAGACCUAAAUUCAAAUCCAUUAUUUAGGCUUUGAAGGAAGCUGAUUGUUUUCCUGCAACUUGAAACAAGGGCACGGAGUGUUAUUCCCAUGUUUGCAGACCAAACCUUUCAGAGCAGAUGGCAGAGCAACAGGGGAGGCUUUGGGCAGCUGCUGCUCCCCCCUAAACCGGAGGGACAGGCAGAAGGUGGGUGUCCGGAGAGCAGAGCCUGUGCAGGAUUCCAGGGUGGUAAUAAAUUAGAGGCAGGAGCUGGAACAAGGCCACAAUGAGAAUUUAAUUGCAUGCUUCUUGAGUUUCCUGAGACUGGGCUGUAGUGACCAGGAGUGGUUCUGGAGGAAAUGAAAAGCUGAUACCUGGCAAACUGUUGGGGUGAGAACGGCGAGUCCUGGAUGGAACAAACUGCGUCAUUAGCAGGGGGACAACGUCUGAAUCCACCUUCUGCAGCCUGGAUGUGUCGGGUAUUGGCUCAGCAAUAAUUUAUCACUUGAGGAACACUGCACAGACCAAGCGCAGUCAGACUGUGACCACCUCCUCCUCCUGCAGAUUAAUGCAGGAUGAGGAGGCGGCGGGUGGUCAGGAAUAGCCAGCCCAGGUGUCCCGGAGGAUAUUAGGAGGUUUGUUGUGUUUGGCCUCGCCAAGUCAACAACAGCCAGUGGAGACAACCUGUUCAGUCUCUGAGCACUCCAGCCCUGCGACCUGCAGUCCUCAGGAACCAGCCCGCUCUGGGAGAGGUGACGUGUGAGUGAGCUCUGAAACACCAGGGGUUCUCAGGCUUUGGCGUGUUUUGGCCAUGUUUGUCAGAAUUCUGCAUUUUCUGGCUUUACAGGAGUGAGGAAACAGGGACUGAUGGAAAUAACUUGUCAGUGCUAAGAUGACCUGAAUCCUUGACUAAAAAACACCCCUUUGUCAGUAGACAGACUAAAGAAAAAACACAGCAUUGGAUGUAUCUUCUUACUGUUUGGCUCGGAAGUCCACUGUUACACUUGAGAGAAAGCCAGCAACAACAAACGUCUGCCAUUUCUGUGUUGGUGCUCUCGUAAGGUCUCACAAAAACGUCGUGUUAUCCUUUUCAGCAGACUUGGCUAAGCAUUUCAGACCAUCUUAAAUUCUGUUUUAUUUUGAAGGAUUAAAGCAAAUCAGAACUUCUGUUCAGGAUGCUCGGGAAUUUUAGAGGACUGUGAAAUAAGAUAUGUGUAAGGAAGCUUUUUGUAAUACACCAGAGAAAAAUAUUCAUAUUAAAAAAUGAGAUGAAUAAAUGUGAAUUCAAAUCCAAGUUUGUGGAGUUGUUUUUUUUUUUUUUUUUAAAUCCAACUUCAACUUUUGAAGGUGAUCCAAGCAGACAAGCAUUAUCUCUUGCUGCAGUACAUCUCCUCUGUGCCCACCCUCAGCUGGCUCAUGCAAAAAGCAAACCAGCCCCAGGAAUUGAACGCCUGUGGGCCAGGGAAAACCUCCACGUACAAUUCCCAGCUGCUGCUGCAACAGCAGCGCCCACAGCUGUGAGCAGGGCUGCUGGGGGAGCCCGGGGGACUGGGGGUGGCUGUGUGCCCAACCCGUGGGGGCUGUGUCCCUGCUGGGCCCUGGGGGUGGCUGUGUGCCCAAGCACAUGGGGGCUGUGUCCCUGCUGGGCCCUGGGGGUGGCUGUGUCCCCUCAGAUCCCUGGGGGUGGCUGUGUCCCCUCAGGGCUGUGGGCAUGGCUGUGUCCCUGCUGGGCCCUGGGGAUGGCUGUGUCCCCUCAGGCCCUGGGGGUGGCUGUGUCCCCUCAGGGCCAUGGGCAUGGCUGUGUCCCCUCAGGCCCCCAGGGGUGGCUGUGUCCCCUCAGGCCCUGGGAUGGCUGUGUCCCCUCAGGCCCUGGGGGUGGCUGUGUCCCCUCAGGUCCCUGGGGGUGGCCGUGUGCCCAAGCACACGGGGGCUCUGUCCCUGCAGGGCCCUGGGAUGGCUGUGUCCCCUCAGGGCCGUGGGCAUGGCUGUGUCCCUGCAGGGCCCUGGGGGUGGCUGUGUCCCCUCAGGCCCCAGGGAUGGCUGUGUCCCCUCGGGCCCUGGGGGUGGCUGUGUCCCCUCAGGUCCCUGGGAUGGCUGUGUCCCCUCAGGUCCCAGGGAUGGCUGUGUCCUUUCAGGUCCCAGGGGUGGCUGUGUCCCCUCAGAUCGCAGGGGUGGCUGUGUCCCCUCAGGUCCCAGGGAUGGCUGUGUCCUUUCAGGUCCCAGGGGUGGCUGUGUCCCCUCAGAUCCCAGGGGUGGCUGUGUCCCCUCAGGUCCCUGGGAUGGCUGUGUCUCCUCAGAUCCCAGGGGUGGCUGUGUCCCCUCAGGUCCCUGGGAUGGCUGUGUCCCCUCAGGUCCCAGGGAUGGCUGUGUCCUUUCAGGUCCCAGGGGUGGCUGUGUCCCCUCAGAUCGCAGGGGUGGCUGUGUCCCCUCAGGUCCCUGGGAUGGCUGUGUCUCCUCAGAUCCCAGGGGUGGCUGUGUCCCCUCAGGUCCCUGGGAUGGCUGUGUCUCCUCAGAUCCCAGGGGUGGCUGUGUCCCCUCAGGUCCCUGGGAUGGCUGUGUCCCCUCAGGUCCCAGGGAUGGCUGUGUCCCUCCGGGCCCUGGGAUGGCUGUGUCCCCUCAGAUCGCAGGGGUGGCUGUGUCCCCUCAGGCCCCCGGGAUGGCUGUGUCCCCUCAGGUCCCUGGGAUGGCUGUGUCCCCUCAGAUCCCAGGGAUGUCCCCCCGGUGCAGUCCUGCCUCCAGGGAGCUCUAUCAGUGCCCGUUUCCACUCUCAGGCUCUUAAUGGAAACUUCAAAUAGCACCAAACCUGGGGCACUGGGGAACCCUGUUGCACCGGUGCCGACUUCAGCAGCAAACAUCACCUUUUACUUCCAUUUGUUCUUUUCAGGAGCAGCAGAAGCCCAAGGAGGAGUGGGGGUUGGAUUUGACUUUCCAAGGUAGUGCUCAUACUCCAGGGGAUCCGAGAAAUCUGGAGUGCCCAGCUUGGACUCUCCACCCUGAACACAACUUUUCCAAACUGGAGUUUUAGGAAAGAAAUGGAGCUCCCCCUGCAAAAAAGCAUUUCCAGGAAUGCAGUCAGAAAGCACAACCCAGCAGCAUCAGCCUCUCCUGCUGCUGUUCCAACAGUUCCAGUUGGACCUGGCUGUCUUCCUGUCCAUGCUCCGAGUAAAUUGCUCAGAAACCAGCCAGAAAUAAAUGGGGAGG
This is a messenger RNA of Vidua chalybeata, 3794 nucleotides long. RefSeq names its product elastin-like. The coding region runs from base 2382 to 3530 and encodes 382 amino acids. The record is from RefSeq and is a predicted model, not a curated record. Lineage: Eukaryota; Metazoa; Chordata; Aves; Passeriformes; Viduidae. The transcript is spliced from 4 exons.